AUGCCGGAGUACCAUCCCGGUCAUGGUCAUCGCGAACGGGAUGCGGGUGAUCCACGGAGUCGCUUUAAAUUUAUGCGACCAGGUCAGUACUAUUCCAGAGGACAUUUUAUAAAGGCAAUAGAGGAUGUAUGA
Messenger RNA from Haemonchus placei, 132 nucleotides. The record is from the annotation of a GenBank genome assembly. NCBI's taxonomy places the organism in Eukaryota, Metazoa, Nematoda, Chromadorea, Rhabditida, Trichostrongylidae.